UUUUGCCGCGUCCAGAGUCAUCCGGCAAGAUGGUCUCCCUGCUUUGUCUGCACUGACCGGAGUUAUCCCUCUAUUCUGGCCUGAAAUAGCCCAACUCAAGCCACCCACCACUCUGAAUCAUUGACAGUUCAACAAAAGCAAACCCUACAUUUGUGAGUCACAAGAUGACGCCUGUGAUAAUCAGAGCUGAGUUUCCUUCCAGUGAAGAUCUGAUCAAAAGCAGAAAAGCAGACUGAAGCCAAAAGGCAAAGAUAAAAUCUUAGUGGGGGAAAACACAGUUUGCAACCUGUCGUCCAAGUCAUCCGACUAGACUGAAUUGAAUCAAAAGAAAGUUUCAAGGAAAUAGAGGUAAGGUUUAUCCAGACUGCUGUGUAUCAAACUUCGACCAAAUGGCAAACGCUGAGGAGCCUUGUAGCUCGACCGACAGGAUGAAGCCCUCCUCAUCUCAACAAAAGAGGAAGCUCACAUCUACAGCCAAGCCCUCUGGCCAUAAUGAUAGCUCUGCCGAAAGUGAGAAUGACGGCGCCACCUCCGACAGCAAUACCGGCAGUGUAUCCAAAAGUACGUUGGUGAUGAGACCAUCUGGGAAAGAAAAUAAAGGGGCCAUGAAGCUCAGAGUGGAUUUCAAGUCCAAACCUACAGAUGACAGCAUGCAGAAAAAGGUAACUUGCACAGCCUGUGGAAAACAAGUGAAUCAGUUUCGCCGGAGCUCUGUGCACCAGCAUCCAGUUCUCAAAGUCCUCAUCUGUAAGUCGUGCUACGAGUAUUACACGAGUGACGACAUCAGUCGGGACUCUGAUGGGAUGGAUGAGCAGUGCAGGUGGUGUGCUGAAGGUGGCAAUCUCAUCUGCUGUGACUACUGCAGUAACGCUUUCUGCAAAAAGUGCAUCCUUCGUAACCUCGGUCGAAAGGAGCUGUCAGCCAUAACAGAUGAAGGCUCCAAGUGGAACUGCUAUGUCUGCCAAGCAGAGCCUCUUCAGGAUCUGGUCUCCAAGUGUCACUCUAUUAUUGAAAAACAUGUCAGCGAGAAGCUGAAACAGAAAAAAACACAUAAACAGGACGACAGCGAAAGGAGCACAUUGAAGAGCAAAGCCGUUAAAGAACAUAAAGCAGUUGUGAAUGGUAAGGAACACGCGGAAGGCUCAGGGACCAUGACUUUUUCUUACAAAAAUCUUCAGGUGCCAAAAGAGACGUUGAAGAAGGCAAAAAAGCUCAUUGAAACUACAACUGGACUGAAUCACACUUUCAUCCAAUUUAUACAGCAGGCCAGUGUGAAAGAGGAAGAUAAGUCUGUCAGGUAUCGACAUUUAAAAGCCUUCAAGGCUGUUCUUGCUGAUUUGAAAAAGGCACACAGUGCCUUGGAAGAAGCUCUGGAGCCUGAAUUCAAGCAAAUUGAGUUACAGAAUGGUGAUGGGGCUCAGCAUGCGUCGAGAAAAAACACAAUCAAUGUGGCUGCUCUACGUAUAGACCACACAAAUAGGGUUGAUGAGGAAGACUCAGCGGAAGAGUCGGACAACCAUCAAAUGGACUCUGAGGUGCCAGAGGAGGGUGGACCCGCUGGGUAUUUUAAGAAGUCAGCUGAGAAGCCUCCUGAAAAUCAGAUUCCCGAGAAACUGCCUGCUCAAAAAGAUCAGCCCUCGGAUGAGGACGUGGCGUCGGAAGAAAUGCCAUUUGUUGAGCCUGAAGAUUCAGAAGAGCAAAUGCUUGAGGAACCAGGAAAAGCUGGAUUUGAAGUACUUGAAGAGGCAGAACUUGAGGAGCCUAGCAUGGAAAACAAUCUGAAGGCAAAUACACCACAAAUGAAAAGCAUCCAAACUGAAAACUCUGAAAAGACAGUUGCAUCAAAAACUGAAAAUUCUGAAGAGAUGCUUUCAUCCGGUGAGCUGGAUCAGGACAUCAUGUCUGUCUCUCCAUCUGUUCCUGAAGAACUUUUCCAAAUGGUGGAGAGUCUUGCGGAAUCCACCAUGCUUUCCAAAAAUAACAGUUCAGACCCAAGUGAUGGCACAAAGGCAAAUGAAAAGGAUCAUGGUCGCCCUCAACCAAAGGUAAAGAACUUAAUUGUCAAGUUGACUCCUGUUCCUGUUGUAACGACACGUGAAUCCACGUCAUUGAAGUCUAAGAGGAAGGGACAAGAUGCCGAACAGCUUAAAAAACCCAAAGAAGAUGCUAAUGAAGAUGUGACGGACAGCCCGCAGCGUAGCACCCGGCCCGGGAGAGUGAAGACGACACCCCUGAGGAAGCAAGUUGGCAGCAACGAGGACUCGUCUGAUUCUGAAUCGGAGGGUGUGUCAUCCAAACGUUCAAAGGCCAUCAAGAAGAAGGUGGACAGAAAAGGCAAGGAAGACUCAUCCGAGUCAGAUGAUGAGCCUAAGACAAGGUCGUCAAGCAAAUCCAAGCACUCUGUUGGAAAGACACGGAGCAAGGGGAAGGAGGACACGACUGAAUCGGAGAAAGAAGAGUCAGCAGAACCGACCAAAUCGUCCAAGCGCAGCAACACGAAGGAAGAGAGUAACAUUACAGGCCAUUUAUCUGAAUUAGAAGGAAGUGACAGGGCAAAGGACAAUCUCUCUGAAAAGUCCUGCAGCGUCAAACAGGAGAAUGAGGAGCUUUCACUGGAUUCUAAUCUCAAACGUGAAGAAGACUCUGAUUCAGACGAAAUCCCAAACAUUUUACUUGAAAAGGCGGCUGAAUGCAACGACUCAGACGACGAACAAGAGAGUUCAAGUGCCAAAAAGACUUCCUUUAAAUCGAAUGGCAAAUCCUCGGACAAGGUUUCAAAGCGUAAAAGGAAUUCUGACAGUUCAGAUUCAGAUCUUCAGAAGAGCAAAAAGUUGUCCAAGAAAAAGGUGGACAAGGAGUCCGACUCCUCUGACGAGGAGAAAAGCGCCAAGGGUAAAGCAAUAAGGAAGUCCAGCCGAGCAAAGAAGCAAGGAAUGGAUGAGGAGAGAGAUUCCCCAGAGAAAAAGCCAGGAGAUCGCAGAAGGUCGUACGAAAGGAAGCACAAAAGUAAGAAGCUCAAGGCAGUUUCCAAGUUGGAGUCUUCCUCCAGUAAUGAUGGUGAGGAUGACGAUGAGCAGCAAGCGGAGGAUGAUUCAGGAGAAGACAGCGAUCAACAAAAGAUCAAACCCAUCACUGAGUCUAAUGUGGUUGUUAGUGAAGGAACUUUCCGUCAGUCUUCAGGCGAAGAGAUGUCUGGUAAAGAGGACGGACCACAACCUUUUGAAGAUGACGACGAUGAUCCGGAAAAUAGGAUUGCAAAGAAGAUGCUUCUCGCCCAGAUCAAGUCUAACUUAUCCUCUGGAGCAGAGAGCUCCUCAGACAACGAGGAGGAAGAGGAGGAGGAAGAGGAGGAUGAAGAUAAGUCUACCAAGAAGGUCAAAAAAGAAGGCCGUAAAAGGGAUGACACAAAUGAUGAAGAAGAUUCCACAGAGUCCGAGGGUUCGCUUGUUGAAACAAAGAAAGCGAAGAAACACAAGUUGCUACGACAUAAGCUGUCCUUAAGCGAAGGGGAAUCUGGAGACGAGAACUCUGCUAAGAAGAAAAAAAACAAAGCAGCUAAGAAGAAGGCAGACAGAAGGAGGGUGGGAAGUGACGACUCGGAAGACUCUGACUUCAAGAAGUCGGCCUCAAAUGACAAUACUGAGUUAAGCGAGGAACUGUCUGAUUCAGAAAACGAUGAGAAGCGCAGAAAGACAAGGUCAUCGAAGAAGGAGGAUGAGGAGAAGCAGCGGAGUUAUAAGCAGAAAAAGAAGCGACGCAGAAUUAAAGUUCAGGACUCCUCAUCCAGUGAUGAAAAGAGUGGUGGGGAAGACGAUGAUCCAGACGGAGAGGGGCGCAAAAAUCGCAAGAAGAUUCGCAAAAUUUUGAAGGAUGACAAGUUGAGAACAGAGACGAGAGAUGCCCUAAAGGAAGAGGAGGAGAGGAGGAAACGCAUCGCAGAGCGAGAAGAACUGAGGAAGAAGCUCAGAGAGACAAUUGUUGUCGAUGAGGCCUCUCAGGUUACUUGUCCCAUCACAACCAAAUUGGUGCUUGAUGAAGAUGAAGAAACCAAGGAGCCAAUCGUUCAGGUUCACAGGAACCUUGUUACGAAGCUAAAACCUCACCAGGUCGACGGUGUGCAGUUCAUGUGGGACUGCUGCUGCGAGUCUGUGAAAAAGAUUGAGAAGUCUGCUGGCUCUGGUUGCAUCCUUGCCCACUGCAUGGGUCUGGGCAAAACACUGCAGGUGGUGACAUUCCUUCACACUUUGCUGCUUUGCGAGAAGCUGAACUUCACGACCGCUCUGGUGGUUUGUCCCUUGAACACGGUUCUGAACUGGCUCAAUGAGUUCGAGAAGUGGCAGCACGGAAUGAAAGAUGAGGAGAGUUUGGAGGUGAUCGAGCUGGCCACAGUAAAAAGGCCUCAGGAAAGAGCCUUUGCCCUCCAACAGUGGCACGAGUCAGGGGGUGUUAUGAUCAUAGGCUAUGAAAUGUACCGAAAUCUGACGCAAGGAAGAAACACCAAAAGCAAGAAACUGAAAGAGGCAUUUCAAAAGACACUUGUUGAUCCAGGCCCAGACUUAGUGAUCUGCGACGAAGGUCACAUUCUCAAGAACGAGGCGUCUGCUGUUUCAAAGGCCAUGAACUCCAUCCGAACCAGAAGACGGGUUGUCCUGACUGGCACUCCACUUCAAAACAACCUCAUUGAGUACCACUGCAUGGUGAACUUCAUCAAGGAGAACCUGCUCGGGUCGGUGAAGGAGUUUAGGAAUCGUUUCAUUAACCCUAUCCAGAACGGUCAGUGUGCUGACUCCACACCGCAGGAUGUGCGCGUCAUGAAGAAGAGAGCUCACAUCCUGUAUGAGAUGUUGGCUGGAUGUGUUCAGAGAAAAGACUACACUGCGCUGACCAAGUUCCUGCCGCCAAAACAUGAGUAUGUGCUGUCGGUCAGAGUCACUCCAAUCCAGUGCAAACUCUACCGAUACUACAUGGAGCACUUUACUGGUGUUGGGAAUGCGAUGGAGGGGGGGCGUGGCCGAGCAGGAACCAAACUCUUUCAAGAUUUCCAGAUGCUCAGCAGAAUCUGGACGCAUCCCUGGUGCCUUCAGCUGGACUAUAUCAGUAAAGAAAACAGGGGAUUCUUCGAUGAAGACAGCAUGGAGGAGUUCAUUGCGUCUGAAACUGACGAGUCCUCCAUGAGUUUGAGUUCUGACGAGGAGAAGAAAAAGAAGAAAAAGAAAGGGGGCAAGGGGAAAAAGAAGGGGACCGAAGACUCAGAUAGUGAUGAUGUGGAGGUGAUCAAGGAGUGGAACAGCAGCUCCCGUGGCAGGAAUGGAGAGGGCAGGACCCGGCCUGAUCCAGUGGAGGAGCGUCAGACCUCCAGUUCAAGACCAGGAAGUCCAUGUGCUGACUGGCACAAAGAUUUUGUUACUGAAGCAGAUGCUGAAAUCCUGGAACACUCUGGGAAGAUGGUUCUGCUCUUUGAGAUCCUGCGCAUGGCAGAGGAAGUGGAUGAAAAAGUGUUGGUCUUCAGUCAGUCUCUUAUCUCACUGGACUUGAUCGAAGACUUUCUGGAGCUGGCCUGCAGAGCUAAAGAUGAAGACAAGAUCUCUCCUUACAAAGGAGAGGGCAAGUGGUACAGGAACAUUGACUACUACCGUCUAGAUGGGUCAACUAAUGCCACCACCAGGAAGAAGUGGGCAGAAGACUUUAAUGACACUAGUAACACGAGGGGCAGGUUGUUCCUCAUCUCAACUCGUGCCGGUUCUCUCGGCAUCAACCUGGUGGCAGCUAACCGAGUCAUUAUCUUCGAUGCCUCCUGGAACCCCUCAUAUGAUAUCCAAAGUAUUUUCAGGGUCUAUAGAUUUGGGCAGAUCAGAACCGUCUACGUCUACAGAUUUCUGGCACAGGGUACCAUGGAAGAGAAGAUUUAUGAGCGGCAGGUUACCAAACAAUCGCUGUCAUUUCGGGUGGUCGACCAACAGCAGAUUGAGCGGCAUUUUACCAUGAAUGAGCUGGCGGAGCUCUACUCCUUUGAGCCGGACCUGCUGGAUGACCCCUCAGAGAAGAAGAGCAAGAGAGCCACCCCCAUGCUCCCCAAGGAUCCCUUCUUGGCUGAAUUGCUCCAGAGCAACAAGGACCAGAUAGUGUGUUAUCACGAACAUGACUCCCUGUUGGACCACAAGGAGGAAGAAGCCCUCAGUGAGGAAGAUCGCAAAGCAGCCUGGGCCGAGUACGAGGCAGAGAAAAAGGGUCUUUCUAUGAGGACCAACUACCCCACACAGUACGGCGGUAUAGACAUGGGGAACUCUGGCUACUUCUCCUACAACAUGGCAGCUUUGGCCUCCAUGACCAACCAGCAGCUGGAGGAAUUGAUCAACCAGGGCCGACAGAAGGUGAUCGAGGCGACCAACGCGCUGAAGGCUCUGCCUCGGGAGUCUCUGGAGGACAUCGUCGGUCGCCUGUGGAAGGACAACCCGUCACUCUUGGAGAGCCAGGUCCAGUCCAUGGCCCUGGGCAGGCUCACCUCCGUGGAGAUGGAGAUCAAACGCAGAGAAGCCAUUUAUAGAGACGUGGUCAACAGGCAGCAGACGCUGAUGAUGUACGUCCAGAAGCUGAUCAACAACAGGAAGGUCCAGGAGCAGCAGCUGGCCAUGGCCAACCAGGCCAGCUACCUGAACCAGCUAGCUCUGCAGAACGGCAUGCUGGGAGCCGGCGGGCUCAGCCAAAUGGACCUGCUGGGUCUGUACCAGCAGCUCCAUGGCAUGAGCUCCCACCAAGCCAUGGGCAAGAAUCCCGGGCCCUCCACGGGCCUUUAGGACCAAGAGACACCUGGACUCCAGCUGAGGUUCCCUGCUCUUUCACAGGCCACCUUAGGUCCACUUGGAGCUCAGUGCAAACGCUGAGACUCUGCUGCUGUCCACUGAGGCCACACGUGGUUCUGAACUCGCACUGGGGCCUGGAGAAACCUGUAUAAAUGCUUGUUUGAAAGGCUUCUACUUGGGAACCUGUCAUGGUUUUAAAAAAAAAGAGAUGUACAUACCGCCUUAAAGUUGCUCACGUUCUGUACGUUCAUGUUUUCAAGUAUUUAAAGAAAAAGAUUUCCCCUGGAUGAGCGUUGUUUUGUUGAGAUUUUUAUACUGUUUUCAACGUCUAAGUGAGCUGAGUGGGACCAGUGUUGUUGCCGGCAAGGCUCCAGGGCCGAGGAGAUCCCUCCCUCCCUCCACCAUCUGCUCUCUGGUGCUGCUGUGUCGUCACGGAGAUGGAAGACCAUUGGUUUGUUGACAGAAACAGCCUUAUAUGACUAGUUUAUUCAAAUGUGUAAAGAGUUUUCAAGCAUUUUUUUUAAAAUUCUAUUUCACUACUCCAUGUUUCUGUUACCCGUUGCUAUCGGAAUGCUUGUGUCCUUCUCGAACUGCCUGCUGGUUUCUGAUUACUUUCUUACUGACAUCAUCCACGUGGUCACGUGAUGUCUAGCAUAGCACUGUGUUUUGUCUCUUGUUCAUGUCCUACUGCUUUUAUUCCCAGUCGGGGUGAAGGACUGACCAAGCACAACCGGUUCGGUCAGCGUUGGCAGGGCCCAACCAGUCUGUCCAAAUUGAAAAUGUGUGUUCAGGACAGGGUCCGUAGUUAGAAGCACCUGUUGUCGGUCAAGCGUCAGAGGAACUCUUUAGCUGCUUUUAGGUCCUCCAGGUGACGCUAACGUUGACCAGAUGAGAUUGUCGGCAUUUCUCCUGAAAACUUUCGCCAGUCGGCUCCUGUGUUUGCACAAGGUGUGUUUCUUCAAUGGUUUCUCGUCUAAGAAUGUUGGCAGAUAACACCCACAUGUUUUAUCAUGAACCUGAUUAUCUUGUAUUUAAUAUAACAUUUAAUAAAGCGACCAAA
Synchiropus splendidus (mandarinfish) is the source of this 7860-nucleotide messenger RNA. It is a transcript of the gene atrx, whose product is annotated as ATRX chromatin remodeler. The transcript is spliced from 35 exons. Gene Ontology annotation, cellular component: nucleus. The record is from RefSeq and is a predicted model, not a curated record. Gene Ontology annotation, molecular function: ATP-dependent chromatin remodeler activity; ATP binding; ATP hydrolysis activity. Bases 390 to 6794 code for a protein of 2134 amino acids. NCBI's taxonomy places the organism in Eukaryota, Metazoa, Chordata, Actinopteri, Syngnathiformes, Callionymidae.